Phytophthora sojae is the source of this 1926-nucleotide messenger RNA. RefSeq lists its product as hypothetical. The coding region runs from base 1 to 1926 and encodes 641 amino acids. The transcript has a single exon. The record is from RefSeq and is a predicted model, not a curated record. Lineage: Eukaryota; Oomycota; Peronosporomycetes; Peronosporales; Peronosporaceae.
AUGUCCAGGCUUGCUGUACUGUUUGCCGUCUUCGUAGCCAUCUUCGCUGGGCUCUCCUCGGCCAAGAUCCUGACAUUUGGUGGAUGGCCCAGAACGUCCAACCCGCUUGCUACGGUGGCGCCCGCUGACGCCGACUCGGACGACAACUUCACGACCGCAGGAGUACAUGGACUAAAGAGAGCUUCAUCUUCAAGCGUCGACGAUGAAUCUGUGGACAGUGAGGACUCUCCGGAUAGUGAGGACUCUGUACACAGCGUACUCCAAACUGAGCUUUCAACCGAUGCAUCGAGUGACGACGAUCGAGAUGGCGGGACAAGUGACCUCGACGAAUCGUCCGACAGCAUUGACAGCAAAGCUGGGACCAUCAGUGGCUCAACUGCAUCUUCGGGCUCCACGGCCGCUCAGUUCGCGAUUGGCAGCGUCGUCAACGCAACCAGCACGAUCAAACCCACUUACCCGAACUGGGUGGGGUUGGAGGGCGACAUCGACAUUUCAUUUUCCUCGGCGUGCUACCGCAAGACCCACAUCACGAAGAACUGCCCUAUCGGGUACGAUUACAAGCUCGGAAUGUGCUGGGCUCAAUGCCCUUACUCGUACCCCGUCAAGUGUGGAAUGGAGUGCAUCCGCCGGAACGAUGAUUGUGGGCUGGAAGUCGCGACCAAAGCCUUCACGGUGAUCCAGGCCAUGAUGUCCUAUACUACCAUGGGUGUGUUCUUCAAAUUCUGGGAGUUGGCGAAGGGAUUCCAGAGAGCUUUCAAGUGUGUCAAGGCCUGGUUGGGUUUGACCAAGUCGCUGGUCAAAUACAUCCGCUACGUUAAGGUGUCCGACCCCCAGACUUCGCAAGAAAAGUUGCUGGCGAUUCUCUAUCAGACGGACAACAUCGUCAUCGACAUUCCGGUGGCAGUCAGGUACUGUAUGGGGAAAAAGAUUCCGGAGGAAGUGAAGCUUGCUGACAGAAUCGUCACCACUGCUGAGUUGACGUUGAGGGAGGUCAUGAAGCACCCCGACGAGAUUGUUUCGAGCUGGGGAAACUUCACCAACUUCCUGAAAAAAGUUUCAAUGAACGAGUCGGUCGAGUCUCUCGGUAAAAACGACAUCACCAACUUGAAGACUUCGCUGGAAUCCAAUUCAACUUGCGGCUACGACAUGAAGCGACUGCUGGAUCGCACGUGGAUGACAAUCGCAGAGUUCCGUAAGCACAACCCGACUAUGUCUGAGAACGACAUUCGCGUUGCUAUGAGCAAGUCGACUCUCGUGCUGAAUGACAUCCCGAUUGCGACAAACAACUGCAUGGACGAGCUCAUCGCACAGUCCAACGAGAAAAAAGCCUACGCUACGAGAGAUACGCUGCGGAAAACCUUCGGGAGUAUCGUCGAGGAUCUGAUCACCUCAGGAACGAGCAGCAACGGCACGUUUCUCAAAGCUGAGGAGUACGCGUUUAAGGUCGCUGACAAGGCCGCGGGAUUCUACGCCAUUUGGGAUAUGUGGGCUGUUGGUGGUGUCAUCUCUGAGUACUUCCAGUCCAUUUGUGGCCCGACCGAAUACGUCGGUGAAAUUGACGACGGACCAGCGAGCAAGGCGCUGGGCCUGACCACCGUUCAGCGUGCUUUCAACAAGAGCGAGGGCUUGUGGACGAAAGUUGGCGAUGGCAGCGUUACGAUCACGUUUAAGAGUGUCGAUACCGAAGACGUGACGGUGAAUAUCAAGUCUGGCGGUGACAAGAUCGACGAAGUGGACGUCCCGGCCGGUAAAACGGCGACGUGGAGGUCGAAUGUGACUGCUUUGGGAGGCAAGACGCUGUACUUGGAUCGGUGGAGGCCCGGAUUCCUGGGCCUUCCAGGCACAGGUGGCGGCUCACUGCUGCUAUGGAUGCCUCGAUCAACUCAGGGCAGCUUGCAGCUCACUGCGAUGCUGAAUGUUAGUUAG